AUGGAGGACGGCACAAUCAGAGCUACAUCAGAGCCGAACGCGGAAAAGGCUAUCGUAAAGGGCAAACUGCCACUUUACCCCUAUCUCGAAGAGGAAGACAACCCGAAGGCCAUCUGGCUCGAAGAAAGGCUCAAACAUCUGGAAGAUCUCCUGCAACAUACACUCGAAAAGAAUGGCCUUCCAGAAGUCGGCCCAGCAGAUAAGGCUCACACGCCAUUCCGUAUUUUGGAUCUGGACACCAAUGAGGAAACUCAAUCGAACCUUCAUCGUUCAAGCACAAGGGGGGUGACGUUUAGUCCGCAAGGCCAACAGGGUACUUUCGUGGGAAAUAAUUUUGUUGACAGUGACUUGGGCUUGCCUCAGUCUCCCAGUCACGACCAGGUAUUGGGCGAGACCACGCUGGUUCACGAACCACCUGGCCUUCCUGCGCAGCCUUCGCUCACCUGGAAAGGGAGUCUGGAGCUUGGGCCAUUCUCCUUGCCAUCAUUUCACGAGCUUCCUGCCGAACCAGUUGCUCUCGAAUUGGUGAAGGAAACCUUCAGGAACUUCAACUGCUAUUUUCCGCUGUUCGAUGAGGAGGACUUUCUUCAACAAUUUCAGCACCAGUACUCACAAACAAGCCCUAGCAACCCGGCCUGGUGGGCCUGCAUCAACGUCGUCCUCUCGCUGGCAUAUCGAUUCCGCGCGAUGCAAGCCCUGCAAACAGCAUAUGAAAAUACUCAGUCUUGUGGGUAUAUCCAUAACGCGCUUGCAGUGGUCUCGGAGCUUAGUGUAUUACGCCACAGCCUGCCCGCAAUUCAAGCACUUGUGGGCAUGGCCAUUAUUCUCCAAGGAACACCCAACCCACAGGCGUCCUCAGUACUCAAUUCGGCUGCAUUGAGACUCGCUCAAGCGAUGGGCUUGCAUAGGAAGACACAAGAUCGGAUUUUCUCUGUGAGACAGAUUGAGCAGCGAAAACGGGUGUUUUGGAUCGCUUACUUCCUCGACAAAGAUAUCAGUCUCCGUAUGGGUCAGCCCUUUGCUCAAGAUGAUGACGAUAUGGACAUCGAAUUACCUACAGAAACUCUUACUGACCUAACACUCAUCGGUCUCGGAGACGAAUUCCGGAAAUUCAACUUCUUCAACUCCCGAAUCGGACUCGCGGUAAUACAGGGACAAAUCUACAAAAGAUUGUACUCCGUUCAAGCAUCAAGACAAUCCGAGGCGCAGAAAGCGGCGGUAGCUUAUGAGUUGAAUUCUGUGCUGGCUUACUGGAGAAGCAGUGUGCCAGUUGACUUUGAAGACAACCUUGUGGCGCCGCUCCAGACUCCUCUUUCGAUCGGGUUCAUUCAUAUGCUUAUUUUACGUUUCACUUAUAUCAAUUGUCUUGUCAUGAUCGAUCGACAUUUACCGCCACUUGAUUCCACAUCGCCAAACCCACGCCCUGAAUUGACAGAAUCAUUCAUGUUCGCAGAAAGCCUCUGCAUAGUUGAAUCGCGGAAGUCAAUCCGCUUGAUCCAGAUCACGCCACCGGGUGAUUACGCCUGUGUCUGGAUUCUGCUUCACUCUUUCUUUGCGGCUGUUGAAGGUCUUCUCAACAAUCUGCUCCGUCACCCUGGGUCCCCACAGGCAUCUUCCGACCUUAAUAUCGUGGAGCCAUUCAUUCGGCUGCUUGAAAUUUUGGCUGGGAAUAAGAGGCAGUGCGCGCAGUCUGAGGAGGCAGAACAGAUGUAUCGUCUCUGCACCGAGUUGAGGAGUCGAGCAAGAGAGGCUGUUGAGCAAUCCAACAUGAGCCUGGAAUUUGGUUUAAUGUCGGAUCUUGAGCAGUGA
Messenger RNA from Diaporthe amygdali, 1809 nucleotides. RefSeq lists its product as uncharacterized. Gene Ontology annotation, molecular function: DNA binding; zinc ion binding. The record is from RefSeq and is a predicted model, not a curated record. The coding region runs from base 1 to 1809 and encodes 602 amino acids. NCBI's taxonomy places the organism in Eukaryota, Fungi, Ascomycota, Sordariomycetes, Diaporthales, Diaporthaceae. The transcript has 4 exons. Gene Ontology annotation, biological process: DNA-templated transcription.